This is a messenger RNA of Diabrotica virgifera virgifera (western corn rootworm), 1043 nucleotides long. Its product is annotated as protein grainyhead-like. The coding region runs from base 360 to 1028 and encodes 222 amino acids. The record is from RefSeq and is a predicted model, not a curated record. NCBI's taxonomy places the organism in Eukaryota, Metazoa, Arthropoda, Insecta, Coleoptera, Chrysomelidae. The transcript has 2 exons.
GUAGAGUAUUAGUUCGAAACACCUGUAGACGCUAGUAUGUAAUUGAAUAUAGAUUUCUGGUCAAUACUGAGGAAUGCAUGUUAUCAGAGAGUGGUGGGCAUGAAUCUGUCGGGCAGUGUGUCCGUGUGGUGUAGUGCGGGCCCCAUCAAUAUGUCUCUUUCGCCCUUGUGAAUGACCGGCCAAACAAAGGGAUUAUAUUUACUGCGAUUCUUCAAUUAUAGAUUAACCACUGCUCUAAAACAAAUAAAAAUAUUACAUCGAUAACUUCAUUUUGUUAGCCAUAGUUGUGCCAUAAUUUGAGUUUAUACGUAAACAAGUGCAAUAAAUUGAUAUCUGUGAUAAAAACUAUCAAUGCCAUAAUGACUCGUCGACAAAUUGAUGAUUUGUCCUCUAGUUCUUCGCCAUCAGUGGAAACGGAUCAUGGAAUGAUGUCUCCACUGCCUCCCCAAGCUUCUCCUGCCAACAGAUCUCCCAUAGGGGAUGAUCGCGGUUCACCAGCCAUGUUGGCAACUAUGACGCCGGUCAAUGUCAUGGAGCUCAAAAAGGAGAUGGAAGAAGAAAGUGCCAUGGGGAGACCCCCUUUAUACACUCAGGUAAAAACAGAAGUCUUGUAUGAAAAAGAUGACGAUAUUUAUGCUCAAGGGAUUGCUGAUAAGAACGAUACUCCGAUAGACUUAAUAUACGAGGAUGGUAAUAAAACUGUUAUUUACACAACAGCCCCAGACCAGAAAGGACUAGAAAUUUAUUCCGCGGAUAAUUCGGGAGAAAUAACUAUAAACAAUAUAAGUGCGCACCAAAUUCAUGGUCAACCAAUAUCAGAUGUCUUGAUUGAUAGUGGUACAAACGCUAUGGUAAACUCAAGUGGGGAGACUGUCGGCAGUCCUCCAGGAACAGUUUCAGUUGUUCUUCAAGGAAACGGCCAAGGACUUCUACAAUAUCCUCAAGCACAAGUACCUGGUACCACAGUUUUAGUACUCUCAGAGCUGGUAGAUGACGUAGGAGUUGUUCCAGUAGUAGGACUAAGGUAAGUCUUUGUUUACUGU